AUGACAAUAAAAUACAUUCAAAAAGACCUUUUCAAAACCUCAGCACCAGCAAUCUUAGCCCAUGCUUGUAACACUCAUGGUAUAUGGGGUGGUGGUAUCGCCCUUCAAUUCUCCAAAAAAUUCCCAUCAACAGAACGUAAAUAUAUAAAUCAUUGUCAAUCACAUACUCCCAGUGAAUUAUUAGGUACUACCCUUUUAAUAAAAUCCGAAUUAAAUGACCCAGGAAAUUUAGCUGGGAAACAACCUCAUGUUAUUGCAUGUUUAUUCACUAGUAAAGGUGGUGGAGGUGAUGCAGAUUCACCUCAAAAAAUUGUUGAGAAUACUGAAAGGGCAAUAAAGGAUUUAGAAAACCAAUUGAAUGAUACAAUGGAAGAUUGGUUAUUAGAUACAAAACCCACUGAAGGGAAUUGGUUGAUUGAAUUACCAAAGAUUAAUGCCGGGAUUUUUAGAGUUCCUUGGGAUGAAACUGAAAAGGUAUUGAAAGGUAGUGAAAAGUUGGAUUUUACGGUUUAUGUUGUAUGA
Messenger RNA from Hansenula ciferrii, 522 nucleotides. It is a transcript of the gene POA1, whose product is annotated as ADP-ribose 1''-phosphate phosphatase. The transcript has a single exon. Gene Ontology annotation, biological process: peptidyl-glutamate ADP-deribosylation. Bases 1 to 522 code for a protein of 173 amino acids. NCBI's taxonomy places the organism in Eukaryota, Fungi, Ascomycota, Saccharomycetes, Phaffomycetales, Wickerhamomycetaceae. The record is from RefSeq and is a predicted model, not a curated record.